AUGUCCGCCGAAAGCCAACCAAUAAGCCCCAUAGCCUACGCGGAAGCCAUAACAGAGCUGCCCCUCGAAUCCCUGCACGCCGAAGCGGCAAAACUCCACAACGACAUCAACAAACUUCUCGAGUCCAACGCAGCCCUAGAAGCAGAAAAGGCCGUGGAGACAGAAGAAGGCGUCAAGUUUCUUGACGAGGUCAUUGUUGAGAACGAGGGCGUGGUGAAGAGCAAGGAAGAGCGCAUUGGAUUGUUGAAGGUUGAGGUUGAGAAGCGGGGGCAGGUGUGGAUUGAGCCUGGGAAGAAGGAUGAGGAGGUGCAAGCUCCGGUUGUGAAUGGGGCCGGUCAUGGUGCUGCUGAGCAAGAGAAUGCAGGUGGGCAAGAUGCUGAUGACGGGGUGUACCUCUGA
Messenger RNA from Penicillium cataractarum, 399 nucleotides. RefSeq lists its product as uncharacterized. The transcript has a single exon. Gene Ontology annotation, molecular function: protein-macromolecule adaptor activity. Gene Ontology annotation, biological process: proteasome regulatory particle assembly. Bases 1 to 399 code for a protein of 132 amino acids. The record is from RefSeq and is a predicted model, not a curated record. Lineage: Eukaryota; Fungi; Ascomycota; Eurotiomycetes; Eurotiales; Aspergillaceae.